AUGACAUUUCUUUUUAUCACCCACAAGAGAAGAAAAGAAAGGAAAGAAUCCAAUUUUCUUUUGAUAGGGGGUCAUCAUUUUAAGAUCUCAUAUGCCCAACUCCUUAAAGCUACCGAUGGAUUUUCUCUUGCAAAUUUGAUUGGAGAGGAGAGUUUUGGUUCUGUGUACAAAGGAGUUCUCAAUCAUGGGGAAACUAUUGUUGCAGUAAAGGUCCUCAACAUUAGACAAAGAGGUGCUUCCAAGAGUUUCACGGUUGAAUGUGAAUCCCUUAGAAACAUCCGGCAUCGUAAUCUUAUUAGAAUCUUAACAUCUUGCUCAAGUAUAGAUUUUGAAGGUAAUGAUUUUAUGGCUUUAGUAUAUGAGUUCAUGCCCGGUGGGAGUUUGGAGAGUUGGUUACAUCCACAUGUAGAUGGCAUACAAGAUGAACAAAGGCAUUUAAACCUUGUUCAAAGAUUGAAUAUUGCCAUUGAUAUGGCAACAGCAUUAGAUUACCUUCACCACCAUUGUCAUACACAAAUUAUUCACUGUGAUCUAAAGCCAAGCAAUAUUCUUCUUGAUGGUGAUUUGACUGCACAUUUAGGUGAUUUUGGGAUAUCAAGAAUUCUUUCAAAAGUCACAAAUAGAUCUCAAAAUUACACAAGCUCAAUCGGAGUAAAGGGAUCUAUUGGAUACAUUGCACCAGAGUAUGGUGCUGGUGCUGAUGUUUCGACACAUGGUGAUGUCUACAGUUAUGGGAUUCUCUUGUUAGAGAUGUUCACAGGGAAGCAUCCUACCCAUGAAAUGUUUAAAGAUAACGUUAAUCUCCACUACUGGGCUAAGAUGGCUUUGCAUGAUGAUAGAGUGAUGAUUGUCGUUGACCCAUCACUUCUCCUUAUGGAAGAAGAUGAAGAAGGGGCAGCAACAACUGUAACCAACAUCAUUGAAAGUCGAAGAUGCGUGGUUCAAGAGUGCAUUAAUUCAAUUAUUAGAAUUGGAGUUGAUUGCUCAAUUGAAUCACCAGGGGAUCGAAUGAACAUAAAUGAUGUGGUCAAAGAGUUACAUCUGAUCAAAGACAUUUAUCUUGGAGUUGGAACUCACCAAGGAAGAUGA
This is a messenger RNA of Telopea speciosissima, 1089 nucleotides long. RefSeq names its product probable LRR receptor-like serine/threonine-protein kinase At3g47570. Gene Ontology annotation, biological process: protein phosphorylation. Gene Ontology annotation, molecular function: protein kinase activity; ATP binding. The coding region runs from base 1 to 1089 and encodes 362 amino acids. The transcript has 2 exons. The record is from RefSeq and is a predicted model, not a curated record. Lineage: Eukaryota; Viridiplantae; Streptophyta; Magnoliopsida; Proteales; Proteaceae.